Molecule: messenger RNA, 2017 nt
Organism: Exophiala xenobiotica
Lineage: Eukaryota; Fungi; Ascomycota; Eurotiomycetes; Chaetothyriales; Herpotrichiellaceae
Product: proline-tRNA ligase
Exons: 1
Coding region: 126-1961 (611 amino acids)
Biological process (GO): prolyl-tRNA aminoacylation
Cellular component (GO): mitochondrion; cytoplasm
Molecular function (GO): proline-tRNA ligase activity; ATP binding
Source: RefSeq, a predicted model, not a curated record
GCCUGUACAAGUAUAUUGUAAAGAAUUGAACUCCAAGGUGCCUGAUCUUCGGAUGCCUCACUGAAGAUGCACCUUUGGUAGACAGCGUCGUGGAAGAAUUUGAUGGGCAGUUCAAGGGGUUGGUCAUGAAGCACCACUUUCUAUUUAGAGCUUCUACCAGAGGGAGCUCUAAGGGCACCACAACAGGAAUCGGUCUUGUUCGGUGUAGUCACACCGAUUCCAGACAACGAGUCAGCGAUUUCUGGAUCCCAACGGUGAACGUACACAAGCAUGAAGGGGCUCCAGACGCAACACAACUCCUCAUCAGGGCUGGCUAUCUGCGGCAGGCCUAUGCGGGCAUUUUUCAGAUGCUUCCGCUGGGUCUCCGUGUCCAAGAGAAGCUAGAGCGCUUAAUCGACAAGCACAUGCGAUCUGUCAGAGCUUCCAAAGUCUCUCUGUCAUCACUGUCUUCGAAAACAUUAUGGCAGCAAUCGGGACGUUGGAAACCUGGCGCAGAAUUCUUCGCCUUCAAAGACAGGAAACAAUCAGAAUGGCUGCUAGCCCCCACACAUGAAGAGGAAAUCACAACAUUGCUAGCAGAUCUUGUGCAAACCCGGCAACACUUACCCAUACGGCUGUACCAGAUCACUCGGAAAUAUCGCGAUGAGAAAAGACCACGUGGUGGCCUCCUUCGAGGCCGUGAGUUCCUCAUGAAAGACCUGUACACCUUUGAUGCGACUCCUCAAGAGGCCCACGCAACUUACGACCAUAUUCGAGGUGCAUACCGCAAAUUCCUAGACGAACUCACAGUCCCCUAUACAGAAGCUAGAGCUGUGUCCGGAGACAUGGGAGGUAAUCUCAGUCACGAAUACCAUUUCCCAAAUAGUGCAGGCGAAGACAUCGUCAUUACCUGCACAAAAUGCAAUUACGCUCGCAAUGAAGAAUUCGUCUCGCAGCCAUUCUAUCCGCCGCACCCAAUCAAGGAGAUACCUUCAAGGACCACGCAGGUCCAACCCUUCCUUCAGGAAGACUUCCUCAGCCUCGACCGACGAAGCCUCAUCCGCGCGAUAGCACCAACCGGUCCCGAGCAAGAUGUCGCCAGCGAACCUCAUGGACACUUUAUCAGCUCCUACGCCGUCAAAGCCGCAUUAAACGGCCAUCUCGAUGUUGACACUGGACUCGAGAAUCCAUUUGGCCAAUUUGACGAGCGUCUCCAUUCCGUGACCCAAACCGACCCCUCCAACAAUCUGUCGAUAUAUUACCUUCUUGAUUCGCGAGUGGACCCGGAAUCAAUCAACAGCUUGGUCGCCAAUGACAUGACCGAGAUGCGUUCGAAAACGGGUCCAACGCCAGAGAUGGAAUUCUAUAUCAUCAGCGCACCGCAAGACACCACAGGCGGCAUCAAUCUUCUCGAACACCAGACGGGCGACCCCUGCCCCGAAUGCCAGACAGGCGAACUCCAGCUCAACAAAGCCAUCGAAGUCGGUCAUACUUUCCACCUCGGCACACGGUACAGCUCGAAACUCGGUCUCACCGUUCGCUCUAAAGACAGCAAGCAACCCGUCCCCGUCGAGAUGGGAUGUCACGGCAUCGGUGUGUCUCGACUCAUCGCCGCUGUCGCGUCGUGUCUGUCCGAUGAAGUCGGUCUCAAUUGGCCUCGUGUCAUUGCCCCAUUUGAGACCAUCGUCAUAGUCCACAAAUCCCAAGAAGGACAAAUGCGUGCGGCGAAGAAGAUCUACGAUCAGCUAGCCAGCUCUUCCACAGCUGGCGCUGUUGAUGUGAUUCUCGACGACCGACAGGAGCAGGGUCUGGGUUGGAAAUUGAAAGAUGCCGAUAUGGUCGGAUACCCUGUUAUCGUCGUGGUGGGGAAAGCCUUCGAGCAAGGCAAACUCGAAGUCCAAUGCCGGCGGCUCAAGGUCAAACAAGAUGUCGACAUCGAUAGUGUGGCAGAAUUUGUGCGGGAUCUGCUCAGUAAGCUGUGAAGGAUGAAUUGUACAUUUAGUGAAUAGAUACCCCUCUCGCAAACUGUAAGAUUAAC